AUGGAACACGACGUCACCCUGGAGGUGUACAUGGCUGGUGGUGCGGGUACGGACGCCACCCUGGAGGUGUACAUGGCUGGUGGUGCGGGUACGGACGCCACCCUGGAGGUGUACAUGGCUGGUGGUGCGGGUACGGACGCCACCCUGGAGGUGCACAUGGCUGGUGGUGCGGGUACGGACGCCACCCUGGAGGUGUACAUGGCUGGUGGUGCGGGUACGGACGUCACCCUGGAGGUGUACAUGGCUGGUGGUGCGGGUACGGACGCCACCCUGGAGGUGCACAUGGCUGGUGGUGCGGGUACGGACGCCACCCUGGAGGUGUACAUGGCUGGUGGUGCGGGUACGGACGUCACCCUGGAGGUGUACAUGGCUGGUGGUGCGGGUACGGACGCCACCCUGGAGGUGCACAUGGCUGGUGGUGCGGGUACGGACGCCACCCUGGAGGUGUACAUGGCUGGUGGUGCGGGUACGGACGCCACCCUGGAGGUGCACAUGGCUGGUGGUGCGGGUACGGACGCCACCCUGGAGGUGUACAUGGCUGGUGGUGCGGGUACGGACGCCACCCUGGAGGUGUACAUGGCUGGUGGUGCGGGUACGGACGCCACCCUGGAGGUGCACAUGGCUGGUGGUGCGGGUACGGACGUCACCCUGGAGGUGUACAUGGCUGGUGGUGCGGGUACGGACGCCACCCUGGAGGUGCACAUGGCUGGUGGUGCGGGUACGGACGCCACCCUGGAGGUGCACAUGGCUGGUGGUGCGGGUACGGACGCCACCCUGGAGGUGUACAUGGCUGGUGGUGCGGGUACGGACGUCACCCUGGAGGUGUACAUGGCUGGUGGUGCGGGUACGGACGCCACCCUGGAGGUGCACAUGGCUGGUGGUGCGGGUACGGACGCCACCCUGGAGGUGCACAUGGCUGGUGGUGCGGGUACGGACGUCACCCUGGAGGUGUACAUGGCUGGUGGUGCGGGUACGGACGCCACCCUGGAGGUGCACAUGGCUGGUGGUGCGGGUACGGACGCCACCCUGGAGGUGUACAUGGCUGGUGGUGCGGGUACGGACGUCACCCUGGAGGUGUACAUGGCUGGUGGUGCUGUAACACCACUCUCUUGUAACACCACCCUAAAAUGUACCACUAUAAUGGAACACGACGUCACCCUGGAGGUGUACAUGGCUGGUGGUGCGGGUACGGACGCCACCCUGGAGGUGUACAUGGCUGGUGGUGCGGGUACGGAGGCCACCCUGGAGGUGCACAUGGCUGGUGGUGCGGGUACGGACGCCACCCUGGAGGUGUACAUGGCUGGUGGUGCGGGUACGGAGGCCACCCUGGAGGUGCACAUGGCUGGUGGUGCGGGUACGGACGCCACCCUGGAGGUGUACAUGGCUGGUGGUGCGGGUACAGACGCCACCCUGGAGGUGCACAUGGCUGGUGGUGCGGGUACGGACGCCACCCUGGAGGUGCACAUGUAG
Messenger RNA from Procambarus clarkii (red swamp crayfish), 1470 nucleotides. Lineage: Eukaryota; Metazoa; Arthropoda; Malacostraca; Decapoda; Cambaridae. The record is from RefSeq and is a predicted model, not a curated record.